GUGGUGUCUGGCCCAACAUGUUUCAUGUUCCUUUUUUGUUUAGAUCAAAACACGAAAGGGUCGUCCCAAAGAAUUGUAUAUAAGCUUGUGGUGUGAUGCUGCUCCCGCCACCUGCCUAGCCUCCCUCCCCUUUUGUGUGUUUGACUGUUUGUUGGUCGUCUCUCUCUCUCUCUCUCUGCGUCCUUUGCGGGUCUGACUUUCAUUGAUGAGCUCAAAAUCAUUUUUGUUUCUCGAGCUAUCGUUCUCCGCUUCCGUUGAGCAGCAGAAUUUAUAAUCUUUAGCGUCCACGCCGACAUCUCCUUCAUCUUUGCCUCUGCCGGCCAUCCGGAUUGUUGUAUUAAAACGAGGCUUGGGUUGGCCUUCUGCUGUGAUAUUGUUUCGCUUGCCUUCGUCUCUGUUGCUUUCUCGUGUCUUGGCCUUGUCAGAAUCCUGCUGGGUUGGUAGAUUAGUUGCUGGCAGAAUUAAUACGAAGUUUAAAGAGGCGUGACUGUUUGGACAUUGAUUGUCACAACUGAUGAUGAGUCAGCCUAAGGUUAAGCGCCGGGUGGGUAAAUAUGAACUAGGGAGGACAAUUGGUGAGGGAACCUUUGCAAAAGUGAAGUUCGCAAGAAAUUCCGAGACCGGAGAACCCGUGGCCAUAAAGAUCCUCGAUAAAGAGAAAGUGCUCAAACACAAGAUGGCUGAACAGAUCAAGCGGGAGAUAGAAACGAUGAAGCUAAUAAAACAUCCUUAUGUUGUCCAGUUACAUGAGGUAAUGGGCAGCAAGACAAAGAUAUUUAUUGUUUUGGAGUUUGUCACAGGAGGAGAGCUCUUCGACAAAAUUGUGAACCACGGAAGGAUGAGGGAAGACGAAGUACGGAGAUAUUUUCAGCAGCUGAUUCAUGCCGUUGAUUAUUGCCAUAGCCGGGGCGUCUAUCACAGAGACCUAAAGCCGGAGAAUUUGCUGUUGGAUGCCUAUGGAAACCUCAAAAUUUCUGAUUUUGGACUGAGCGCGUUAUCCCAACAAGUCAGGGAAGAUGGUCUCCUUCAUACAACCUGUGGAACUCCGAAUUAUGUUGCCCCCGAGGUCCUCAAUGACCGAGGGUAUGAUGGGGCGACUGCAGAUCUAUGGUCGUGUGGGGUUGUACUUUUCGUAUUGCUUGCAGGUUACUUGCCUUUUGAUGACUCUAAUCUUAUGAACCUUUAUAAAAAAAUUUCAGCUGCUGAAUUUACUUGCCCUCCUUGGCUUUCUUUUGGUGCCAUGAAGUUGAUAGCUCGGAUAUUGGAUCCGAAUCCUAUGACUCGUAUCACCAUUCCUGAGAUACUGGAAGACAAAUGGUUUAAGAAAGAUUACAAGCCCCCUGUAUUUUAUGAGAAAGAGGAUACGAAUCUCGAUGACAUUGAAGCUGUCUUUAAGGAUGCAGAAUGUAUGUGGAUGAGGAAUCAACAGGAGCACCACGUGACCGAGAAGAAAGAAGAACAACCCACAGCCAUGAAUGCAUUCGAGCUAAUUUCCAUGUCUAAAGGGCUAAAACUAGAUAAUUUAUUUGAUGCAGAACAGGGCUUUAAGAGAGAAACGAGGUUCACAUCGAAAUGCCCAGCCAAUGAGAUCAUUAGUAAGAUCGAACAAGCAGCUAAGCCCCUUGGGUUUGACGUUCACAAGAAAAACUACAAGAUGCGACUCGAAAAUGUGAAAUCGGGAAGAAAAGGAAAUCUCAACAUUGCUACUGAGAUAUUCCAAGUUGCGCCAUCCCUGCAUAUGGUCGAGGUUCGCAAAGCGAAGGGAGACACUCUGGAGUUCCAUAAGUUCUAUAAGAAUCUCUCGACCAGCCUUGAGGAUGUGGUCUGGAAAACCGAGGAAGACAUGCAAGAAAUGAAAUGAACACCAUCGCGAGCGAGAGGACUCGAUUCAAGGUUCCAUGACUUCUACAAUAACUUCACCUGCCGAGUGCCCACCGGGCAAUAUCUUCAUUCUUUCCCUUUCUCUCCUCAUUACCCUUCUUCUCCCGUAGAAGUAGGUCAUCAGAGGUAUCUCCCCGCAGCCCCAAUUGUUUUCCCAGGGGUAUCAUCGUCCUUGUAGUGCCGUUGUCGGAACCGGAGUGGUAGUUGAUGGCAGGGAACAAAGCUGUACAUUCUUCUUGUUCUGUUUCUUCUGUGUCGAACACUCGGGUUUUUCGCUGGGUUGAACUAAGUAUUGCUUCAGUCGUGGAAACAUCGUGCGAUUGCCGGGCGAAAGUCUUGUGGUAGCUAAUGGAAAUCAUGGACGUUGUAGGAUGUCAUUGUAAAUAUUGUGAUGCUGAGUUAUUUUAUUUAUUUAUUAUUUAUUUUUUUAUUAUCUA
This is a messenger RNA of Punica granatum (pomegranate), 2318 nucleotides long. The record is from RefSeq and is a predicted model, not a curated record. Lineage: Eukaryota; Viridiplantae; Streptophyta; Magnoliopsida; Myrtales; Lythraceae.